UCCUGCGUCCUGCCAGCUUGACUUAACCUGUGAAAAUGGCGUUGUUCGUAGUGGGAGACUGGAGUUAGUUCAGAAUCAUACAGUGGCAUUUAUUCAGUUAUCGGGCAACGCGCGCAAAGAUAACCACAACAGUAUGGCGACCCUGGAUCAGAAAUCACCCAACGUGCUUCUCCAGAGCCUCUGCUGCAGAAUCACGGGGAAAAGCGAAGCUGAAGUUGCCCCCCAGUUCCAGUACGCAGUGCGAGUCAUUGGCAGUAACUACGCCCCCAGUAUUGAACGAGACGAGUUCCUGGUGUCAGAGAAGAUCAGGAAAGAAUUGCUGAAGCAGAGGAGAGAAGCAGACGCUGCUCUGUUCUCUGAGCUGCACAGAAAACUUCAGACACAGUGUGUUCUGAAGCAUCGCUGGUCUGUUCUCUACUUGCUGCUCAGCCUCUCUGAAGAUCCCCGCAAACCGUCCAGUAGGGUUGGAAACUAUGGGGCACUCUUUGCCCAGGCCCUCCCCAGGGACGCCCACUCCACCCCGUUCUACUGCACCCGGCCCCAGAGCCUGGCCCUGGGCUAUGGGGAGAGGACUGCGGGUCUGUCAGCCAGCGUGGGGACCAGUGGCAUCUCAAGCCUGGGAGUCUACACACUGAACGGGCCCACGGCAACUCCGCAGUCGCUGCUGGCCGGUCAACCCCUUCAGUCUGCAGCAGGAGGCGGUCAGCCUCUGGGCUCCCGGCUAGCCUGGGCUCUUCCUGUAAGCUGCUCCCCUUCCUCUGCUCUGGGCCCGCUCCCCUCUCGACCCCCCCUUGGACCUCCAGCUCUCUCCACCAGAGUGGUCCAUCCUCGCAGAGACGGAGAGGUGAGCGAGGCAGCGCUGGUGCGGGACAUCCUCUACGUCUUCCAGGGAAUCGAUGGCAAGUUCAUCAAGAUGAGCGUCCAGGAUAACUGCUACAAAACAGACAGCAAGGUGGUGCUGUGCAAGUCCCUGAGAGACACCAGCAGCAGACUGGCCGAGCUCGGCUGGCUCCACAACAAAGUCAGGAAGUACACCGACGCCAGGAGCCUCGACCGGGCCUUCGGACUGGUCGGACAGAGCUUCUGUGCCUCGCUCCACCAGGAGCUGAAGGAGUACUACAGGUUGCUGUCUGUCCUCCACUCCCAGUUGCAGGUGGAGGAUGAGCAGGGUGUGAACGUGUGCACAGAGAGCAGUCUGACUCUCAGAAGGCUGCUGGUCUGGAUGUACGACCCCAAAGUCCGUCUCAAAACACUGGCUGCUCUUGUUGACUUCUGCCAAGGUCGUAAAGGAGGUGAGCUGGCCUCGGCGGUCCAUUCUUAUGGGAAAACAGGAGACCCACAGAUGAGAGCGCUGGUUCAACACAUCCUCAGCCUGGUGUCACACCCCAUCCUCAACUUCCUGUAUAGGUGGAUCUAUGAUGGAGAGCUGGAAGAUACCUACCACGAGUUCUUUGUAGCAUCAGACCCCAACGUGAAGACAGACCGCCUGUGGCACGACAAGUACUCCCUCAGGAAGUCAAUGAUCCCCUCAUUCAUCACCAUGGACCAGGCCCGCAAGGUUCUGCUGAUUGGUAAAUCCAUCAACUUCCUGCAUCAGGUUUGUCACGACAGAACGCCGCCGGGCAAAAUCACGGCAGCAUCCAAGUCGGCAGACACACCCAAAGACGCUGCAGAGCUGCUGUCCGACCUAGAGGGGGAGUUUCAGGAGAAGAUCGACGCUGCCUAUUUUGAUACCAGCAAAUACCUGCUGGACGUUCUGAAUCGCAACUACCUGCUCCUGGAGCAUCUGCAGGCCAUGAGGAGAUACCUGCUGCUGGGCCAGGGGGACUUCAUCAGACAUCUCAUGGACCUGCUCAAGCCGGAGUUGGUGCGUCCUGCCACCACUUUGUACCAACACAACCUGACGGGUAUCUUAGAGACGGCAGUCAGAGCCACAAACGCCCAGUAUGACAAUGCAGAGAUUCUAAAGAGGCUGGACGUACGCCUGCUAGAGGUGUCUCCUGGUGAUACAGGCUGGGAUGUUUUCAGUCUGGACUACCACGUGGACGGACCCAUUGCUACGGUGUUUACCAGGGAGUGCAUGGGCCACUACCUGCGUGUGUUUAAUUUCCUUUGGAGGGCAAAGAGGAUGGAGUACACACUGACUGACAUCUGGAAGGGACAGAUGUGUAAUGCCAAGUUGCUCAAAACCAUGCCUGAGUUGUCCGGUGUGCUGCAUCAGUGUCACAUCCUGGCCUCUGAGAUGGUCCACUUCAUCCACCAAAUGCAGUACUACAUCACCUUUGAGGUGCUGGAGUGCUCCUGGGAUGAGCUGUGGAACAAAGUGCAGCAGGCUCAGGACCUUGACCACAUCAUCGCUGCACAUGACGUCUUCCUUGACACCAUCAUCUCAAGAUGCCUGCUGGACAAUAACAGCAGGUCUCUUUUGAACCAGCUGAGGGCCAUAUUUGACCAGAUCAUCGAGUUCCAGAACGCCCAGGACUCCCUCUACCGCUCGGCACUGGAGGAACUCGCCCUCCGACUGCAGUACGAGGAGAAGAAGCAACGGAGAGAGGAAGAGGGUCAGUGGGGAGUGACGGCCGAACAGGAAGCGGAGGAGAAGAAGAGGGUUCAGGAGUUCCAGGAAACUAUACCAAAGAUGCGCUCCCAGCUCCGCAUCCUCACCCACUUCUACCAGAGCAUCGUCCAGCAGUUCCUGGUGUUGCUGAUGACAAGUCCGGAUGAGAGUCUACGUUUCCUCAGCUUCAGACUGGACUUCAAUGAACACUACAGGGCCAGAGAGCCGAGGCUACGCGCCUCACUAGGCGCCAACCGAGGGCGACGGCUGUCAAACAUCUGACAUGACGACGAUGGCGUCGCCAGACGAGGCUUCCAGUCAUUGGAGCAUGGGGUAUGACAUCACAGUGGGCAGUUGUGACAUCACAGAGAUGGGCUGGGCCAGCAGACUUUAAAGUGCUUUACAUUGAGAUGAUGUCAUGCCUUGGAGGAGCAGUCCAGCGCUUUUCUGAACAUUGCGGUAUCACGGCAGCGGCGGUCGCCAAGUGAUGACAUCACAGCAGACGGCUCCAGUGAAGUUGGCUGAGUGGGCUCGCAAUAGAAUAAAGUCCAGUCAAUUCAAACCUUCAGAUCUCGUCGUUGGCGACAUGUACGAAAAGCGUGAGGUAAAUUUGGGGAAACUGUCCAGCCGAGUGUGAGGAGGCAAACAAAAGCUGCCGUCAGACUGAGCUCCCCGAGUCUGACAGGGCCCCUUUACAGGGCAUGCCUUAUUAAUGAGAAAAAACAAAACCUCUUUUCUCAGCGUGGUUGCCAAAUCUAGUCCCAACACACAAUGUCUGUACAUAGUGUUUAUGCAAAAAUGUAUGUACGUGUGUGUAUAUAUAUAUAUAUAUAUAUAUAUCUCUACACGUCAACAACUGUGGCUUUGCAUCUUCUGGCUAGGGUUCAACCGAUAUGGGUCUGAUAUUGAGAUUUUUUUAAAUUUUUGUAUUGGUAGCAGUUGUUGAUUAAAUUUGAUUUCAUUCCAUAACAGACGGUGUUUCCGCUGGAGAUUUUUUCUUUAAGGUGGGUAAAGAACUGCAUUUACAGUACAAGGCACUGAAUCUGUAUGACAGGGGCCGUCAACAUAUUGAAGAUUUAAUAUUUAUCAGUCAUUAUUGGCACACCAGUAUAUUGGUCUAACCCUAGUUCUCCACUCGGUCCUCCUUCAAAUCCAGGGUUUUAUUGUAGUGUGUCGGACCAGCUGUCUAAUCACAACACACACACUCCAGUGAUGUGAAUUCAAACAUGGCUCAUACAGACAAAAAAAAAAAAUCCUUUGUUGAUGAAUUUGUUUACACCUUAUAUUUUAAUCUGAUGUUAGUAGUUGUUUUUUUCCAUUACAUCGGUGUGGCAAAAGAAAACAAAAGAGCACCUGGCUUCGCCUUGACUGAGAACCGACUGAUGUAAAGAGUGUUAUCAAGAGUUGAGUUUGUAUUUAAGUGUGCUUUCCCUCUGUUUCCCUGCUUAGUUUACAGAUGGUGCUUUUCUGUCUGUAUGAGAGAUGGCUCAUGUCAAAGAAACACUCCUCUUAACAACCACAACAACCUCACUUCUUGUCCUUGCAUAAACAAAAGGAACUAUACAUGUUCAGAAUGUUUCACUUUCUUUAAAAAAAAAUGUAAAUAUUUCUAAAUUAAAGUCCAUGUGUUACGAAUUUAAUGGUUAUAUGGUCACCUUGGGCAGUUUAUUUUCUGAAAAAAGUCUAUUCCGACGUUAUACAGAAGAGUGUGUUGUUAGUAGUGUAAGUAAGUGAGGUUUGCCCCAUGUGCAUAUGAGAUGAAGAUGCUGUCAGUAUCCAGGGGGAAUUGGUUCAGUGAAGUAACAUCGUUGCUGCUGAUCAUCUCCCCAAAUUGUUCACUUUUCAUUAAUUGGAUUCACUCAGACGGUCUGUUUAGUACCAUAAAAAUCAUUUUUGAAUUUUAAAUGGAUGAGGAGAAACAGUCAGUAUCAGUCCUUUGACCACAGACUGAAAAAUGUCACCCUGACCCAAACCCAAAAAUAUCUGUCCAACCUUUCAUCCGUCUGAGACAAGUCUGUGACAGCUCCAAAUUAUACUUCCAAUCAUCCCUGUGAAGUGAAAAUUAGACCUUAAGAUCAAAAAAGCAUAAUCAUCUCUGUCUUAAUUGCUGUGGUAGGACACGACUAUUUGCUGGAUUUCCUUUGUAGUACACAGUAAAAAUGCCUUUUGCCUAGAUGCUUGUUAAGAUUUCGAAAGUCAAGUAGCAUUUUAAUCAUCAAGGUAUACAAUCGUUUCCGUAUGAACAGCCGUGAGCAUUGAUCUCACCUUGCAGGAGCUCUGAUCCUGGGUCAGGGAGCAUGUUUCUAAAAGCAAAAACAUACAAUUAACAGACAUCACACAGGCAUGUUUAAAGGAUGUGGUUAAUGUACUUUAAACUUGGUAAAUAAACCUACAUCAAAAUCUAAAUUAUUAGCUUUCCACAUCUCUCCAGUGUUGGUGGUCAGUGUGGUCCCCAAAACUCAUUUUUAUUAGUUUAUUUUGAGUUAUAAAUUGACUUUGAGUUGUCUCAAGUAGUGCUGUUCAUUAAAAAAACUAAUUUACUUCUAAUUAUUCACAUUAACAUGUGCGCAGUGAUGGUCCAUGUUCGAUUUUUGUCUUUGAUUUUAAUUCAAUGAAAAAUCGGUGCUGCUUAUGGUCACUAGACCAGUUAACUGCUUCUGACAAUGAGUCCCUCCGUGCACGUGUGUGACAAGAAAGAUUUAUUGGAGCAAACUGAACCUGGGUCAGCACUCCUGCCCUGUCUGUCUGUCUGUCCUCUACAUUGUAUAGUACAUAAUGUAUAGAAUAUAGGGAAACAAACCAUCCCGCUUCUUGUUUAAUAAAAUGUUUUGUUAUCA
Messenger RNA from Micropterus dolomieu (smallmouth bass), 5394 nucleotides. RefSeq names its product tubulin, gamma complex associated protein 3 (gene tubgcp3). The transcript is spliced from 23 exons. The coding region runs from base 134 to 2839 and encodes 901 amino acids. NCBI's taxonomy places the organism in Eukaryota, Metazoa, Chordata, Actinopteri, Centrarchiformes, Centrarchidae. Gene Ontology annotation, biological process: mitotic cell cycle; cytoplasmic microtubule organization; spindle assembly. Gene Ontology annotation, molecular function: microtubule minus-end binding; gamma-tubulin binding. Gene Ontology annotation, cellular component: gamma-tubulin small complex; equatorial microtubule organizing center; spindle pole. The record is from RefSeq and is a predicted model, not a curated record.